Molecule: messenger RNA, 4928 nt
Organism: Hermetia illucens (black soldier fly)
Lineage: Eukaryota; Metazoa; Arthropoda; Insecta; Diptera; Stratiomyidae
Exons: 1
Coding region: 449-4813 (1454 amino acids)
Molecular function (GO): protein binding
Source: RefSeq, a predicted model, not a curated record
GGUAGGGAAAUCACAGCUCCUCACGAGUUUGUUUUCAGCGAGUAGGAAUAGCAACGGAGCCAUUUGGUCUAUUCACGUUGAUUUGAAUUUAUACUCCAGGUUCUUUAAUGAAAUACAACAAAAGCAAGAAACACACACCCAAACCUUAUUAGACUUACUCAAGUCAAGACAACACUCUCAGUUUAACACUCAGUUUGAGGAAGACCUCCUUUACAAUACACUUCUGAAUAAAACCAAAAUUCAACUUGUCCUAUUUUUUGACGGAUUUGAUGAAAUAAGCCCCAAUUAUAAGACAGUUGUCCUCAAUUAUUUACAGUCUUUCAAGGAUCUUCCAUGCAUUCGCAAGGUGUUUGUGAGUACUCGUCCAAAUUGUGUUGAAUGCCUUGAAGACAAUUUGAACGUGUUACAUCACAAAUUAUGUGAUUUGCAACCCCAGGAACAAGAAGAAAUGUUUAAUCAAUACAUGAAGAUCGAAAACAUCACAAUGGAAGCAGGUACAUUAACUAGACUCAUAAAAGGACAAAGUGACUUCCACGUCUAUCCUCUUCAUAUAAAAAUGCUGGCUGAAGUGAUUAGUGAAGUUGUCAAACGAGGCGAAUUAAUACCUGAUACCUUGAAUAUUAUCACGUUAUAUGAGAAAUAUAUCAAACUAAAGUUCCUCAUAUUCCGAGGAGAGAAAAUGAAUCAAGAUCUAACCAAUGUUUCCGUCACUGUCGACAUGGAGGAUAUCUACCCGUACUAUUUAGAAGAGCACGAGAUUCUUGCACUGCAUACAUUCUUUAGCGAAGAAGAACUAAGACAGUUUUACGGAACCAAAUUAAAGGACGAGACAGUCAAAUAUAAACAAAUUUUAAAGAAAGUCCAAGCUGGGAAACAAAAAUAUGGAAUUGUUUUCGUGAUAGACAGCAAUGAUGUCCAGUUUAUCCACCGCACUUUUACUGAAUAUUUCGUGGCGGGCUUUCUCGUUAAAGUACUAGUGAAGCCUGAAAGAGUUAAGAAAAAUGUGUCCGAAUUAUUUCUAAAUGAAAUGAUGGACAAAGAAAGAUUUAUCGAUACCUUGAACUUUGUUGAUAAAUGGAUGGAAUUAAAUUUGCACGGUGAAAUUUUUCAAAACGGAAUUUUCGACGAGUUGACAAGUUGGAAUCUGAAACCAGGAUCAGUUCUACGAGUCAUAAACAUUUGCCGAACCCGGCGUGCUAAUUCCUUCGGAAUUAGAAAAUAUCUUUUUUUUCUCUUGAUGUCUUGCUGCGAAUUCGUCACUUUUAAUUUGUUCCUUUCUUUAUCGAAAUCAGAUAUAGAAUUGCAACACAAAUUUAUCUACAUGUUACAAGCUGACCUCAAUUGGAGUACCAAAUUUUGGAUAUCAUUGCCCACUAUAACUGCUCGUUACUGCAGCGCGCUCGUUCAGACAGAUGACGAGUAUGCUACAUAUAACUGGAAAUCUUCGAGUUGUUGUACGUAUGAGAAGUUAUAUUAUCCAGAACUUAAAGAAGCCAUAUCAAAGUGGGAGAGUGAUUGUUUGGAGCCUCCAGCAUAUAUGCAAGAAGAUGCGCUCCACUUUGCAGUUGAAAAGGGGAACAUGAACCUUUGCAAAAUACUGUGCAAGAAAAUCUUUUUGUUACUCAAUCACGUGACCAAAAAUGGCGAUGCAGUUUUACAUCGGUCUUGUAAGUUUCGACAUCGCAAAAUGCUGAUGUUCCUCAUUGAUGCUAUGCAGAUGAAUAACAGUUUCGACGCUUCCAAAAUUAUCACCGCCCGAAACAGAAACGGUGAGACCCUAUUGCAUAUUGCAGCACAAACCAUGCCUGACGUAGUUUCUGAUUUACUAAAGCAUAAUAUAAGCGUUUUCGGCGUUGAUAUUUAUGGAAAGACUGCAUUUGACUACGCCUGCAUUUACUGUGAUGAGAAAACUAUACAAAUGCUAUCAGAGAAAGUGAUUGACAAUGUGGAGUCGAAUAUGCCACAAACACUGCUUGGUGUGAAAACUAUUUUGUACCAGGUCGCGCGAAGCUUUGAUGGAUCCGAACCCCAUAUGCAAGUAUUUUCUCAAUGCCAGAUGCAAAUGCAGUGUCUUCUUAGUGAUUGGCCACAUGAAAAUAGGUUGGCAGAAGUCAACAGUAGUGCGGAUUCACUGAACGUGAGCUACAUUCACCAAUUCGCUUCUAUUAUUCAGCAGCCAUUUGGCGUUCCUUUCUUCCGCUACAAUAGACGUGUAUCAAAAAGUGAUCCUACGUCAAAACAUCAUGCAGCAUGUGUGAGCAGUUUGGUGCUUUGGUUGCGAAUGCUAGACAACAAGAACAGAGACACAGUGUUACAUUGUGCUGCCUAUUCUGGAAAUGCGGCAUUAUGUGAAUGGGUCCUCCAGUUGCCUUACAUGGCCCGGAAUUCACCACGUCAAAUAUGCGUAAAUGUCGAAAAUGAAUGUGGUGAAACGCCUUUGCAUGCCGCCACACUAGGCAGUGUUGAGGUUUUAGAAACCCUACAAAAACACGGUGCGAACCUUAAUGCAAAAGACAACCUGGGGCAAAGCGUCUUGCACCAUGCCGCUUUUCAUGGACGGGAGGACAUGUGUGUGUGGCUAGUGAAGGCCAACGCUGACCCGUCAUGUCAAACGAAAUCUGGUGUGACUGUCCUGCACGCAGCUGCGCAGUCAGGCAAUUUAAAACUAGUUGAAUGGUUGGUAGAAAAAGUUCACCUGAGCAUUUUAGAAGUUGCGGAAAAGAGCCGUAGCAACAUCCUUCAUUUCGCUGCAGCCUCUGGUAACCGAGACCUGUGCGAAUGGCUUUUAACGCGCCUUCCGCAAACAAAUAAGUCUAUCAUUAACGACAGGAAUAAUGAUGGACUCACUCCUCUUCUAAAUGCCGCAAAAUAUGGUGACAUUAGUAUGCUGGAUUUAUUGAUGGAAAAUGGCGCCAAACUCUGUUUUGCGGAAACACCAGCGUUUUCAGGGGUAUUUCUUAGAAAUCCAAUUCUAUUGAAUUGGUUGUGGACACAAAUUAAAAACUCCUUUUGCUUUUUGGACGGCAUAGAUAGGGAAUCAGAACUUCUCAAGUUAAUUGAAGAACCAUGUAAUCACCAAUUUAACCGCUGGUUAUUAUCCGCAGCUCUGAAGAACGGUCCACACAAUAACCUAGUAGACUACAUUAAAUCACAUAGCCCAGUACUUAAUGGUACCCGCAAAUUUUUGAGGAUUUCAACUGAUAUCUCAAGUAGUUGGAUCAACGACCUCCCCAUAAGUGUACUUAUGCGGCAAUUGGCGAGCUAUAGUUUCGAAUUAUUCGAAAGAGCGAUCAGUACCAACGUUCUCACUGACUGCUGCGAUGAAAAUGGUCGUACCAUUGUACACCACGCCUGCCUGCAAGGCCGUUUGGAUAUCUACAAAUGGCUAACAGAAAAUCAUAUUUGCGCGUAUGUGCCGCCUGCCGAAAUGGAAGACGUUCCAUCAGUUCUACACGACGCAGCGACAUCAGGAAAUCUCGAACUCCUUCAAUAUGUGUAUGAUCAAACAAACGCGAAUUUGCUUGAAUGUACUGCGAAUGGGAAAAGCAUUUACCAUUGCGCUGCACAUUCUGGCAAUAUGAAUCUUCUGAAGUGGUGUCUAGAUAAGACAUGUAAUUCCUCCGAAGAACAACGAAAUGCUCUUCAAAAGACAGAUACACAAGGUCGUUCCCUUUUGCACUAUGCAGCUGCAGCUGGUAGAAUGGAAAUGAGUCGAUGGUUAUGCACCCUACAUUUUGAAGGCAAAGUAUCUUUAAAUUUCUGGGAUAGAGAUUCAUCGAGCAUCCUGCAAGAUGCGUCCAAAUCAGGAAACUUGCAGCUGUGCCAAUAUUUUGUGAAUCUUGGCUUUGAUCUUGCUGAUAGUAAUAUACAUGGUGAUACAGCUCCUAGUAUUGCUAUUAUAAAUGGUUAUCCCGCGCUUUAUGAAUGGUUUGCAAUGCAGGAAAACCACGACGCAACCAACUCAUCGAAUCCUCGUGAACUUAGUGUAAACAACACUCUGUGGAAGCCUUCUGCUAAUUUUCCGUAUUUUUUCUGCAUUCCAUGCAUAAUAGACGACAUUGAAAAUUGCAAGAGCAUGGCGGAAUCUACUUGUACACAUCAACCCCUUAAAGGUCGAAUAUCGCCAGAGAGAUUUAUUUUAAGUGACUGGUACUCACGGCGCUUGACAAUAACACCUGGCGAAAAUAAACUUUGGAAUGAAGACCCGCGCAUUACCAUGGACGAAAUUUAUGAACAAUUUGUAUUACCGUUUGUUGAAGAUGAAAUGAAAAUAUGUCAGUUUCUAUUAUGUAAAUAUUCAUCAUCAAAAUCCAUUCUACAGAAGCAUUUAAAGUUUCUCAUUAACGAAACUGAAGACAAUUUCGAGUUUCGUCAGCAUAUUCUUGACAAGCUUGAUGAGAGUUAUAUAGCUUUCGCAGAAAACACUGGGAUGAGCGGCACUUCUUUGUUAAUAACCCAAACUAAAGAAGGCGGCAUUAUUCUACUCAGAGAGAGUAUUGAUCCUUAUCGUUCGCUUAAUGCUCCCAAAAAAGAGAAUUAUGGCUUUGGAAGUACCCUUGAGCUAUGUAAUUCGUUAAUGCGAAGGGGCUUGUGGACCGGAGACGGAAAUAGUGAGUCCACUAUUCACUUGGCGGCAGCCCGUAAUUACUUGAAUAUUUGUAAACUGCUAUUAUAUUCCAUCUCUUCAACUGACGAAUUUAAAGCGAGGCCUUCGAUACAACUAGUCACUGCAACCAAGCAAGCUUCUGAGUUGCUCAAGCUACUAAACUUAUACGCUAGCCGAUAUUGCCAAAGUAGCGCAAGUCAAGCAUGAUGAAUAGGAAAUUCCCAAAGUGUGAGAAACAAUAAGCCUCCCGGUUUGACGCCAAAUCAAUGCCGCAGAUGCGUUCCAUAACAACCAACAAUCUGUUUGUAACAGAAAAGCUACA